Molecule: messenger RNA, 1097 nt
Organism: Pungitius pungitius (ninespine stickleback)
Lineage: Eukaryota; Metazoa; Chordata; Actinopteri; Perciformes; Gasterosteidae
Gene: nanp
Product: N-acetylneuraminic acid phosphatase
Exons: 2
Coding region: 108-863 (251 amino acids)
Biological process (GO): N-acetylneuraminate biosynthetic process; dephosphorylation
Molecular function (GO): N-acylneuraminate-9-phosphatase activity
Source: RefSeq, a predicted model, not a curated record
ACAACUCCCACCAUGCAAUUCGUCCGGCUACUUCCGCUUUGGGCUCGAGUCGAGAUGUCCUGCGUGGCAUCAGCGGCGUAAAACACGGUAAACAGUGCGCCGUGGCGAUGGACGGCCGAGCUGUGAAGGCGAUACUGUUCGAUCUGGACAACACGCUGAUUGAGACGAGUCGGGCCGGAGGAAUGGCGAUCUCUAAGACCAGGGAACUUCUGAAGACGUCGCUGGGCGUUGACGACGACACCGCCAGCAGUAUUUGUGACACGUUCAAGCAGAAGCUUUUCCAGGAGAGCUUCGACCCCUCGGCUGGCAGGUCCAUCGAUGAGGUCCGUGUGGCUCACUGGGAGGAGAGCAUCCAGGAGGCUGUGGGCAGCUGUUCCCCCCCACACACGUUGGCUGCUCAGUGCUACUCCCUGUGGAAAAGGAGCCGCCUGGAGUUCCUCAGCCUUUCCGCUGAGAUCCGCGACCUCCUGAGAACGCUGCGCGGCCGAUACAAGCUGCUGCUGCUGACCAACGGGGAGGCUCUGACUCAGAGGGAGAAGGUGGAGGCAGUCGGAUGUGACGAGUUCUUCGAUGCCAUCGUGGUUGGGGGGGAACAUGCUGAACAGAAGCCGUUCCUCUCCAUCUUUACGUUGUGUUUCAACAUGCUGGGGGUGGAGGCCCAGGACUGUAUCGUAGUGGGAGACUCUCUGGACACGGAUAUUCAGGGGGGCUUUAACGCCAAAGUACGGGCUACAGUCUGGAUCAGCAGUGCAGGAGCGGCUUUGCCAGAUGGUUCGGUGACACCAGACUACACCGUCCCUACUGUGCUGGACCUGCCAGACAUUUUGCAACAACUGAUAGAAGCCGAAUCAAGCGGUGUGUGAAGCCACUGAAGAGGAGGACUGUCCCAGCAGGAACAUCAUGGAAAUGUUCACCAAUAGUUGUGAUAAUCAGACUUUCAAAUAGGGUACUUUUUUUACUUGUUCUGCUAGGAAUCUUACCUCUAUAAAUCAUAGUAUUAGAUUCAUAUUUGUGAUUUGAUUAUUUCUAUUCUACUUCACAUUUCAGAAGGAUUUUUCCGUCAACUAUAGUUACAAAUAAAUAUGGCCUAAAUUUUC